AUGUUCAGUCCUCUCGUCAAUGCUUGCGCGGACGGCCUCCUCACCGCGGUGGAAACACCUCCGUCGAACGGCGGCGGCAGCAGCGGCAGCAGCGCCGCCGGCUCCCCGGCGGGGCACGGCGGGACCGGUCACAACAUUAUCGGCGGCGGGGGGCGAGCGGGGACUCGAAGUGGCGGGAGCGUGGGCUUGGGCGGCGCCCGCACCAAACGAGAAGCCCAACAGGCCUUGGCCCAUCAGCAGCCGGCCGGCAGCGUUCGGAACGGUGGGGGGGCGGGGGCGGGGUCGUCGGGCACCAUGCUGGGAGCAAUGCUUGGCGGUAGAGGGGGGCACAAGAAGCAGAAGCCCCCCGGGCUGAGGAGGGGGAAGUGGACGCCCGAGGAGGAGAAGUACGCCAACCGGUUAAUCCAAGAGUUCAAGGCGGGGCUGUUGCCCCUCACCGACGGAACGACUCUCAGAACGUUCCUCAGCAUAAUGCUCAACUGCGACCCCAUGCGCAUCUCGAAGAAAUUCGUCGGCUCGAAUUGCAUCGGGAAGCAGGUGAGCUACAUUAUGGCUACAUAA
Molecule: messenger RNA, 561 nt
Organism: Ectocarpus sp. CCAP 1310/34
Lineage: Eukaryota; Phaeophyceae; Ectocarpales; Ectocarpaceae
Source: the annotation of a GenBank genome assembly